AUGGAUAAUAAUAAUAAUCAACAAUUUAAUCCUGGUCAAUAUUAUCAUCAAGAAUCUCCAAUUUUUAAUAAUCGAGAAUCUUCUACAAACCAAUAUAUAGUAACUUCAGAACCUUACAAUGCUGAACCAAUAUACCAUCAACAACAACCUCAACAAGUUAUUGACAUGCAACGACGACUUCCACCAAUUCCUUCUGAAUAUUUAACCGCUUCAACAACUCCAUUUAGUGGAGUUGAUCAUAAUAUACCACCUGAAGAAAGAAAAUUUACGGGUGUCACUUCUUUAGAACAAUUAUGGAGAAUGGAAUUUUUUUAUCAAGGGAAACCUACUUUGAAAUUUUGGUUUGCUUUAUUUUGGUUAUUAUAUUUCACUUUUAUCGUUAUUGUGUUAAUUGUAGGCAUCAUGCAGGGGGUUGGAAAUUCGGGAUCAAAAUUUGGCGGAGAUAAUCAUUGUUUAAAUCUUGUUCCCAAUUGCAAACCCGGAGAGUUUCAAUGUGGCAAUGGUAAAAGUGCAACAGGAUGUCCCGAAAUUUAUUGUUCCAAAAUAGAAACGGAUGAUAUUUGUUAUCCAACUAGUUCAUCCAAAUAA
Funneliformis geosporum is the source of this 588-nucleotide messenger RNA. NCBI's taxonomy places the organism in Eukaryota, Fungi, Glomeromycota, Glomeromycetes, Glomerales, Glomeraceae. The record is from the annotation of a GenBank genome assembly.